This is a messenger RNA of Bombus huntii, 4752 nucleotides long. RefSeq names its product high-affinity choline transporter 1 (gene ChT). The record is from RefSeq and is a predicted model, not a curated record. Bases 868 to 2661 code for a protein of 597 amino acids. The transcript is spliced from 7 exons. Gene Ontology annotation, molecular function: choline:sodium symporter activity. Gene Ontology annotation, cellular component: plasma membrane. Gene Ontology annotation, biological process: acetylcholine biosynthetic process; transmembrane transport; choline transport. Lineage: Eukaryota; Metazoa; Arthropoda; Insecta; Hymenoptera; Apidae.
GUCGGUCCUUGACUACGAGAAAGAUACCGACUGUUCAGUACGAGGUGGCUUCCACGACCGUUAAGGACACCGAGAGCGCGUCGUUCUGACGAGAACGACGACGGCAACGACGGCGACGACGACAAAGAGGAAGACGAGGACGAGGACAACUGUCACGGGCAUUGCACUCGUUGCUCGUCAUCCUCUGCUACUUCCGUCACGUUUCUUCGUUAGGUUCUCGUAUCCACCUUAUCAUCUUCCUUUGCGCGAUUCCUUGCUUUUUCAUGGUUGUUCUAUCGUUUUCGAACAAGUUUCACGUAACUGUGAAUGGUCGAUGCGCGACAGUGAUCGACAAGAAGCCGUCGAAUUGUUCACGGACCGCUCUUCACCUGCGACGCUUGGAACGUGCGCGAGUGGUAGAAAGACGUUCGAAGAUCACAAACAUCGUUUGGUGCACCUGUGAAGAACUGUACUGAUCGACACGAUCGGUAUCAGUGCCAUAGGCGAAGCAAAAUUUCGAGAAGGAAGGAAAAGCAGCAGCAGAGUAGCAGCACGCUUGGUGAGUUGGGUGAAAAUCGAUGGCCAUCAGUGCCCAUGGGCGGCCUCGCGUUUAGAACAAGGAAUAGCCCCUCCCAGAAGACCUCGCUCCGGUGGGGUGACUGCUGCCCCCCAAAUCCCAACCCUCCGUCGUCGUCGGCCGUCUGGAAGGACCGUCAUCAGGACAUGCCGCCGGUACCCGUGUGAGGCUGUCCCCCACUACUUCGUGAUUGUACCCCGCGGGGUCUUCAGAGGUAUCCGAAUCUCCCAAAAUCAGAUCGACCGCCAUACCUCUCGGACUUGCGUCUCCGUCAGUUCGAGUUCACGCAAGUGGACCCGUACUCUCCGAAGAUGAUUAACAUAGCGGGUCUCGUCUCAAUCAUCCUGUUCUACGCGCUUAUCCUAGCCGUAGGAAUAUGGGCGGCCAGGAAAAAGGAAGCUGGCAACGACUCCGAGGAGGAAGUGAUGCUGGCAGGUCGUUCCAUCGGUCUGUUCGUCGGGAUAUUCACGAUGACAGCGACCUGGGUCGGCGGCGGAUACAUCAACGGCACUGCCGAAGCUAUUUACACGAGAGGUCUGGUUUGGUGUCAGGCUCCGUUCGGAUACGCCCUUAGCCUCGUUUUUGGUGGUAUAUUCUUCGCGAACAAAAUGCGAGAACAGGGGUACGUCACGAUGUUAGAUCCUCUUCAAGAUGCGUUUGGUGAACGUAUGGGAGGUCUUCUGUUUCUUCCUGCCCUCUGUGGCGAGGUCUUCUGGGCCGCAGGUAUUCUGGCAGCUCUGGGUGCGACGUUAGCGGUCAUCAUCGACAUGGAUCAGGGAACCUCGGUCAUUUUGAGUGCCUGUAUCGCAGUUUUCUACACACUCUUUGGUGGUCUUUACUCUGUUGCUUAUACCGAUGUUAUUCAACUUUUUUGCAUCUUCAUAGGCUUGUGGAUGUGCAUUCCUUUCGCUUGGACCAAUCCAAAGGUACAAUCCCUUAAAUCCAUGGACGUGGAUUGGAUUGGCGAAGUGAAACCAGGAGAAUAUUGGUCCUACGUAGACUAUGGGCUUUUGUUGAUAUUUGGUGGCAUCCCUUGGCAAGUGUACUUUCAACGGGUCUUAUCUUCGAAAACGGCUGGAAGGGCGCAAGUGUUGAGUUACGUAGCUGCGGUAGGCUGUAUUCUCAUGGCAAUCCCACCUGUUCUAAUUGGUGCAAUCGCCAAAGCAACGCCUUGGAACGAGACAGGAUACACCGGUCCAUAUCCUUUCACCGAGGCAGAAACAAGCAUGAUUCUACCAAUGGUUUUGCAGUAUUUGACGCCAGAUUUCGUUUCCUUUUUUGGGUUAGGCGCAGUAUCAGCAGCAGUGAUGUCUUCAGCGGAUAGUAGCAUCCUUUCGGCUAGUUCCAUGUUCGCCAGAAACGUUUAUAAAUUAAUCUUCCGUCAGAGGGCGUCGGAAAUGGAGAUCAUCUGGGUGAUGAGAGUGGGAAUAGGCGUGGUCGGCAUAUUGAGCACAGUGAUGGCAUUGACGAUACCCUCGAUCUACGGCCUCUGGUCGAUGUGCUCGGACUUGGUCUACGUGAUCCUCUUCCCUCAGCUGUUGAUGGUGGUCCACUUCAAAGAAUACUGCAACACUUACGGCAGUCUAGCUGCUUACAUAAUAGCCUUCAUUGUGAGGAUUAGCGGUGGCGAACCGUUAAUGGGUUUACCCGCGCUCAUUCACUAUCCGGGGUAUGACGAGGAGACAAACACUCAAGGGUUCCCCUUCAGGACAAUGGCAAUGCUGAUGUCGUUGGUGACGUUGAUAAGCGUGUCGUACGGCACGCAAGUAGCCUUCCUGACGGGCAGGCUGGCGCCUGGAUACGACUUCUUCAGAUGCGUGGUCAACAUACCGGAAGACGUCGAAAGAGUCGGACCAGAUCCGGCAGAGGGCGAACAGAUGGCUGUCCUAGCUGCCGGUAUUGGCAGACUUUACGGAAGCAAAGACGAAUCAAACGGCCGAGUUAAUCCUGCACUCGAGCCGGACUACGACAUGGACCCGGGAUGUAAGAUAGCCGGGGAAUCGGAUGGCGUCGUGGCCGGAAGCGGUGGAGGCGGAGGUAGAGCGCACCUAGUGCCUCAUGGACCGAACGUGCCACGACAGCCGCAAUCCAGCACCGCGUUCUAAUUCCUGGUUCCGUGAUCGGAUGCUGUGACCAACAAUAAGUGCGGCGGUACAGGUCUGUCUUCUGUUCUUCUUCUUUUCCUUCAGUCUUUUAGUUCUUUUCGUUCCUUCCUUCUAUACGUCAUUUCCAACUCUUUUCGAUAGUUUCUAUAUCUGGGAACGGUGUUUUGCAUGGACAGAUAAAGGGAGAGCGCAAAUGCGUGUCAGAACAUUCGUUGUGAAAUUGCCUGAAACGUCAAUUUAGAUUUUUUAUAAUGUAAAUGAAUAUAUAGCGAACAGUUUUUAUCGAUCGCGUUCGUUGCUAAGAUUAAUUUUGUACGAGAUCGAACGUAUGAUCGUUAAGUAUUAUUUCGCGCGAUUAUUCUCCUCGUUGAAGAGAACUUUGUCGAAGGAUAGAAAUCCUGAUUCUGUUGCUUCGGUUUCCCAAUUUGCUUUCACGCUUCUUCUCCCUCCCCCCCUCUCCCCACGUCUAGGAAGCUCCAAAACAUGCCAAUCUGCUCCAAGUUCUUCACGAAUCUUGUUUCAUGGUUGUGUUUAUACGUAGUUACAGUUCUAUAGUGAUGUGUACCUGUUUGAGAAUGCCCAUGCGUUCUCUUUAAUAGUGAAAGCAAUAGAAGAAAGGAAAUGUAUAAAAGUGGUCGAAUGAGCGCGAAAAUGGAACUGGAAGGAAAGUGCAAUACUCUUAAAUAUCGGAGCUUCUUGGAUAGUUGGGCGAGGUAAUUUCUGCCUGUACCGCCAAUUAGGCCUAGUAAUCUGUUUCCUUUUUGAGAAAUAUACACACAAACACACAUACACACACACACACACAUAUACUUAUACGUAUAUAAAUUACAUUUAUAUGCAAUUAUAUAUGUGCGCGUACGUAUGUAAUUGUGUAUAGAUAUAUAAGAAAUUUAGAGUUUAUCAAACCAGCUUGGGAAAACCAGCGUCUUGAUGCACGACCGAUUCGUUCUCGUUACCAUCAAGCGUAUUUCAGAAAUCGUGAGAAUGCGAGGGGAAAGCAACGAGAUCAUCGAGAGUUUCAAUGUCGGUUGAAACAGUUUAUCAGACACUGACUCUGGACGAGCGGCUAUCGUCGGAUAGGAUAGAGUCUAUAGAUGAACGUUACAUGCAAAGUUUUUAGAACGAGUUAAAUUAGACGGAUCACGUUAUCGUUUAGUCCUCUUCCACGUGCAUCGUUCCACUUUCUUCGUCUUAUUCAUUGUCAUGAUAUUAGUAUUUAAUAAUAUACCGCCAUCGGUUAGAGUCCAUCUUAGAAUCUCGAUGUUAGAAAAAAAUAUAAAAGUAAGAAAGAAACAAAAAGACGUUAAGAGGCUUUUGUACUUGCGACUCAUCGUUCUUCCCUUGCUUAAUCUGACUGGAAACAUAGUCAAUACACACGAUGUAUGCACGUUCGUUUAUACUAUAAAAAAACGAAGCGGAGUUAGGCGUUAUAAAUUAGCAUGUCACUUAGCCGCUCGUAGAACUUCUCGAGAUUUUUCGUGACUCACGCGUUAAAACUACCGGGGUCAGCCAACUCGAAUUUUUCUUUUGCAUCGAUGACGGUGAUUUGAAGGCAUGUAAAUCUCAACUCAAUCAACGAUACAGAGCCCGAUGUUACAUUCGAAACCACAGCUUUUGUCCUUUAUUUAUUCGAUGUACGACUGGCCUCGGAGUUAGAUCGAAGGGUUAAAUAACAUUUUGCCUCGAUAAAUUGUCGAUUUUUAUAAAAUUCUUACGUUCGUCUGAUAAGCACAAUGAAUCGUAAAACUAUAAACGCGAUACAAAAAUUAUAGGAAAUCGUAAAUAUCGUAAAUGUAGAUCACGAUGUAAGACGACAUCGUAAUUAUUAAAAGACAUCAAUUGAACAUAAAAAAUAAAAUAUUCGAGUUGAUAAAUAUCAUACCGAUUAAAAGUUCUUGUAUAAAGUAUUGCAUUGAUUAACUCACAUCUUUGUACUAACUCAUUUCUAAACGUCCAUAAACGACAUAAACGAAUAAACUAACGAUCGAACACGAUGCGUGAGUGAACGGAUAAUCGUGUACACAAAUCGGUCGUAGCACAGAUUCGUUGUGUUUAUUAUAUAGUAUAUAUACAUAUAUAUAUAUAUAUAUA